UGUAUACUUUGAUGCUCCAGGCUCUUUCACAGUGUGAGUCCACGUUAACUGGGUUGGGACUGGUCAGAGAAGCUGUGGACGAUACUGCUGGUGCAGCCAAGCAUGUUGCUUUCCAUAAACUCAAGGAUGCUGGAGCAGUUGCCAGCAAGAUUGCUGCAAGCAUUUAUGGUUUGAACAUACUUGCUGAAGACAUACAGGAUGAUUCUGAUAAUGUCACCCGCUUUCUUAUGCUGGCUAGGGAACCUAUUAUACCGGGAAUUGAUAAACCUUUCAAGACAAGUAUAGUCUUCUCACUUGAGGAAGGUCCAGGGAUGCUUUUCAAAGCACUUGCUGUUUUCGCCAUGAGGAAUGUUAACCUUACAAAGAUUGAAAGCCGUCCAUUGCAGAAGCAGACUUUGCCAACACUUGAUGACGGUACCAAUGGAUUUCCCAAAUAUUUCCCGUAUCUUUUCUAUGUUGAUUUUGAAGCAUCCAUGGCUGACCAAAGAGCCCAAAAUGCUCUUGGUCAUCUGAAGGAGUUUGCCACAUUCUUGAGGGUACUAGGGAGUUACCCUGCGGACACUGGCCUGCCAUGAGUGACCUCAAGUCCUGAAUACUGGUCAGGGACUUCCAUUUAGAGAGUACAAUUUCGGAAGAAAGUCAUCAAAGAAUUCGUUACAGUCUAAGAUAUGCGUACAGAGACCUGAGAUAGGUUCUACACGACGAGCCAAUGCAAAAAGAUAUUCUAUUCUUUCCAUGUAAUUACUCGAUUUUGUUUCAAUUUUUUCAUUCCCUAGUCUUUGUUUGUUGAAUUUUUGGGAAAUCUUGAGUCUGCUCCAGUCAUUUACUUAGUGAAUUGAUGCUCAGUGAUAACUGCCUGUCCCCUCUCAAGUGGUCAUUUUCUUUGUUGGAUAUAUUUGAUACGUUGGAUUUGACAUGGAGAAGUGAUAAAUUUUAUCACAUCCAUGCGUAUCUCUUUAUUCUAUCAAACAUGGAUUGAAUGUUUGA
This is a messenger RNA of Olea europaea var. sylvestris, 987 nucleotides long. Its product is annotated as arogenate dehydratase/prephenate dehydratase 2, chloroplastic-like. Gene Ontology annotation, cellular component: chloroplast; cytoplasm. NCBI's taxonomy places the organism in Eukaryota, Viridiplantae, Streptophyta, Magnoliopsida, Lamiales, Oleaceae. Bases 12 to 575 code for a protein of 187 amino acids. Gene Ontology annotation, biological process: L-phenylalanine biosynthetic process. The record is from RefSeq and is a predicted model, not a curated record. Gene Ontology annotation, molecular function: prephenate dehydratase activity; arogenate dehydratase activity. The transcript is spliced from 8 exons.